AUGCCACUAGAAGCGACGAUGCUGAUCAUCGACAACUCGGAGUACAUGCGCAACGGUGACUACAUGCCAACGCGGUUCGAUGCGCAGGCGGACGCGGUCAACAUCGUCUUUCAAACCAAAUUCGAUGCGAAUCCUGAGAGCACAGUAGGCAUUAUGACUAUGGCUGGCAAAGGGCGAGUUUUGGUUUUUGUAUUCCCUGAAGUACUGGUAACACACACACGCGACCACGGGCCCAUCCUCAAUGGCGUUCUCGCCGCUCGCACGAAAUCCGGUGGCCUCCCCUCGCUCCCUACCGCACUUUCCGUCGCCCAAUUGGCACUCAAACACCGAGAGAACAAGAACUUGCGCCAGCGCAUCGUGGUGUUCGUCGGCUCACCUGUGGACACAGACGAGGCGGAGAUGGUACGUCUUGCAAAGAAGCUGAAGAAGAAUAAUGUGGCGGUGGAUGUGGUUGCGUUUGGGGAUGGGCUAGAGGAGGGUGCGCCUGCAAGGGUGUUGAGGGCGUUUGUGGAUAAUGUGAAUAGUGGUGAUAACUCGCAUUUGGUGACGGUCGCUCCUGGGACACAUCUCCUCUCGGACGCACUCAUCGCGUCGCCGAUUCUCUCUGCGGACAGGAGCGCCUCGCUGCCCGAGGAGCUGGGUGGCACCGGGGCCCCUGCUGCUGGCGGAUCGAGCGCGGCGAAUGACUUUGAGUUUGGCGUUGACCCCAGUCUUGACCCCGAGCUGGCGAUGGCUUUGCGGAUGUCGAUGCAGGAGGCGCAGGCGAGGGAGGCGGCGAGCGCGGCUGCGGCUGCGGCUGAGUCGUCUGCGUCGUCGGGAGCGACUGCAUCUGCUGAGACGGCUGCUCCUGCCACGAUAAGUGUACCUGCUGAGCCUACGGAUGACGAAGAAGAGGCACUUUUGCAGCAAGCGCUGGCAAUGUCGAAAGAAGAACACAAUGCAACAGAAGACGCGGACGGUGACGUGGAGAUGGACGACGACGACGAAGAAGACGAUGAUGAUGAGGAAGAUGAGGACGAGGAUGGCGAGGAGGACGAAGAAGAAGACGAGGAUGCGGCGAUUGCUCGCGCGAUUGAGAUGAGCAUGCAGACACAGGAGGAGGAGAAAGGGAAGACUGCGCCGAAGAAGAAGUAA
Molecule: messenger RNA, 1134 nt
Organism: Psilocybe cubensis
Lineage: Eukaryota; Fungi; Basidiomycota; Agaricomycetes; Agaricales; Agrocybaceae
Product: 26S proteasome non-ATPase regulatory subunit 4-like protein
Exons: 4
Coding region: 1-1134 (377 amino acids)
Biological process (GO): proteasome-mediated ubiquitin-dependent protein catabolic process
Cellular component (GO): nucleus; cytosol; proteasome regulatory particle, base subcomplex
Molecular function (GO): polyubiquitin modification-dependent protein binding
Source: RefSeq, a predicted model, not a curated record